This is a messenger RNA of Aricia agestis (brown argus), 1305 nucleotides long. RefSeq names its product eukaryotic translation initiation factor 4E1-like. Lineage: Eukaryota; Metazoa; Arthropoda; Insecta; Lepidoptera; Lycaenidae. The transcript has 5 exons. Gene Ontology annotation, biological process: translational initiation. Gene Ontology annotation, molecular function: translation initiation factor activity; RNA 7-methylguanosine cap binding. Bases 79 to 708 code for a protein of 209 amino acids. Gene Ontology annotation, cellular component: eukaryotic translation initiation factor 4F complex; cytoplasm. The record is from RefSeq and is a predicted model, not a curated record.
GUCAAAUAAUUUCUGUAGGCUAGUAACAUUAAAAUCCGCUGUCUUUUGGGAAAAAUCUACUUGUGAGAUUUUUGUGACAUGGCUGGAAAUAACGCUGAAGAAGUAGAGGGUUCGGCUGGGACCGACAAUAAAAACACUAAUGCUGAAGUUCCACCUGAGUUCCUCAUAAAACAUCCGCUUCAAAAUACUUGGAGUUUGUGGUUUUACGACAACGACAGAACUAAAUCUUGGGAAGAGAACCAAAUUGAAUUAACCAACUUUGAUACAGUAGAAGAUUUUUGGAGAUUGUAUCAUCACAUCAAACAACCAUCAGAGCUGCGUCAAGGUCACGACUAUGCCGUUUUCAAGCAGGGAAUCAGACCUAUGUGGGAAGAUGAUGCCAACAAAAUGGGAGGCCGCUGGCUCAUAAGCUUGGAGAAGAAACAAAGAAAUUCAGACCUAGAUCGGUUUUGGCUGGAUGUGGUUCUCCUAUUGAUUGGCGAAAGCUUUGAGCACUCUGAGGAAAUAUGUGGAGCUGUGGUCAAUGUGAGAUCCAAAGUUGAUAAAAUAGCUAUUUGGACUGCUGAUACAUCUAAACAGCAAGCUAUCUUGGAGAUUGGGAGGAAGCUAAAGGAGCAACUGGGCAUUCACGGGAAGAUUGGUUUCCAACUUCACAGGGACACCAUGGUCAAGCAUAGUUCUGCCACCAAGAAUCUGUACACUGUAUAGACUAGCUUAUACCUAUGUUAAGCAACUACAAUGAGGCCAUCAAGAAUGUAUUCAAUUUCUUCAGAUCUCUUUACUUUGGAAAUUAGUACCAAGUAAUGCUGAUUUCUUGGUUUGAUUAGCUUUUAUUGUUUGUGAAAUAGAAUGUUAAAAUGAAAUAUUAUGUAAUUUAGUUUUCUUAAACAAUCGGUAUUGAAGCACAAAAGGAAAUAUAAUGUUUUCACUCUCAUUCAAACAUAGCUCCAUUGUAGUUGAGUACUGCUAGCUUAGAAAAUGUUUUUAUUUAACAGAAGUAAUAUUUACGUUAAAUGUUUCUGUGUCGAUGAGUUAUUUCACUCAAUAUUCUACGGCAAUUGAAAACGAAAGUCUGAUGUUGUGCGUUUGCGCUGUAUUGUUGAGGUUGCUUAGAUAUAAGUCUCAUAUAAGAUUAAAUUAGACAAGUGACACACUGUUUUUAACAUUUUAACCAUUUAUUUAUAUGUAUAUUGUAACACUUGGUUAUCCUGCAACAUUAUGAACUUACUCUUACUAAAAUCGGCAACUGUGUUUAUCACUGGUCUAGAGUAUUUUGAUAUUUCAUUAAAAAGCAAUAAAAUACAA